Molecule: messenger RNA, 2525 nt
Organism: Prunus avium (sweet cherry)
Lineage: Eukaryota; Viridiplantae; Streptophyta; Magnoliopsida; Rosales; Rosaceae
Biological process (GO): heterochromatin formation
Molecular function (GO): ATP binding
Source: RefSeq, a predicted model, not a curated record
GAGACUGUCAGUUCUCUUCGUGGUUUGCAAAAUGUUGUUUCUGUUAGGGCACCUUCGUCUGAACAAAUCCAUGUAGCGAAGGGAGCUAUGCCAGAUAAAGAGGUCGAAUUAGGAGUGCUUGAGACCGUCAGUCCCAAUGAUGAACUAGAGAAUCUUGUCUCUGUCGAUCCACCAUAGGAAGAACAAACCCCUGAGACUGUCAGUUCCAGUCAUGAUUUGCAUAACGUUGUCUCUGUGAGUCCACCUUCAUCAGAAGAAGAAAUCCAUGUAAUGAAGGUAACCACACCAGAUAAAGAGGUCGAACUGGGAGUGCUUGAGACUGUCAGUUCGAAUGAUGGCGUAGCAAAUCUUGUCACUGUGCAUCCACCUUCAUCUGGAGAAGAUAUCCAUGAAAAUUCCCCAGAACAUGAGACUGUCAGUUCAAGUCAUGGUUCCCAAAAUGUUGUGCCUGUGUGCGUACCUUCAUCUGAAGAGCAAGUCCAUGUAGUGACAGUAACCUUGCCAGAUAAAGAGGUUGAUUUGGCAGUGCUGCAGACUGUUCGUUCAGAUGAUGGACCAGGGAAUCUUGCCUCUGUGAAUCCACCUUCAUCUGAUGAGAAAAUCUCUGAAAAAGCCACUGAAAAAGAGAACAGUGAAGGGUGUGUUAUGGUAUCUGACAGUGCAAAAGGGGUCUACCAGCAGAAUGGAGUUGAUACUGCAGUCAAUGGAAGCUCGUAUCAAGAAUUGCCCCUGGUAAAUUCACCUGGAUUGCAGCCUGUGGCCCUGGCUCCUGGUGGUUCAGUGACACAAGAACAGGCACAACAAGACAAAGGUACUCUGUUAGAAACAUCAAUUGCAGUACAAGAAGGAGAUGCAGAAGCCAGGGAAAAGCAGAAUACUUGCCAACCAAUUGAAAAUCAUUCACCCGAAUCUGUUCCGGUAGUUUCAUCCAAUCUGUCUAAUCAUGAAAUGCCGGACAUUGAGCCUGUAAUACAACAGCCGCUGUUACCAUCCUCUAAUACACCUGAUCAUAGUGCUCCUGAGUUAUCUUCAGCUGGUGGAGUUGAAAUUCAGCCAAGUCCUGAAAACCGGACCUUUAACCAAGUUGCUCAUGCUCCAAUGCCACUUGUUGAAAACCUUCUUGAUCUUUCAAAUCACACCAUUUCUCGGUCUGUGGCAUGGUCUCCUAGUGGAUUUGGACUGCCGUUUCCAGACACAAGAGCUACACCUGUUACUUCUGCACUUAAUAGUCGUCCUAUAAAUGCUGCAUCACAGGGAGCAUCUCGAACGCCUCUGCCUGUAUACCAUGACCCGCUUCAAAAUGAAUUGGAAAGAUUAAAUAAACAAACAGAUCAUAUCGUUAAGUCUCAUGAAGAUACGAAGCUGCGCCUGAAAACUGAUUGCGAGAAGGAGAUAGAGGAGGCUGUUGCUGAAAUUCGUCGAAAGUAUGAGAUAAGAUUUCAGGAGAUUGAGGCGGAAUUUCUCCUUAAAAAGAAGGAAUUGGAUUCAAUUCACAACAAAGUUUUGAUGAAUAAGAUUUUGGCUGAGGCUUUCAGGUCUAAAUGCAUGGAUCUUAGGGCAUCAGGUGCAUCUGGAGCACAGCAAGGUCCUCUUAUUUCCCUGGCAGAUGGGAUUUCCAGUUUCUCCCAGCAGCUGGUCCAUCUAUCUAUGCAAGAUGCACAAAGACAUUCUCCCGUUGCCAGUUCAUCUUUGGCCAGCCCUCCUGCAGUUGGCCUGCAGACUUCUAUUGCACCAUUACCCAGCCCGCAGACAACCGCUCCUGCACCUUUAUCCAAUCCAAAUUGUACAGCUCCACCUAUGCAGACUGUUCCUCUUGCACCUGCUCUUUUGCCGAGCAUUCCAACAAGACCCCCCCACAUCAGUUCCAUCUCUUCCCCAGGAAUCCCCCAAGGUGCAGGUGAGAUUCGUGCUCCAGCCCCACAUCUUCAACCUUUUAGACCUUCAACAUCCAUGUCAAACCAGCAGUUACAUAGCAACCUCCUUGCAACAUCUCCUUCUUUUACUCAUAUUCCACGACUACCAUCCCCCACACAGCAAUCUGUUCCUCAUAAUAGGGCCCACCAUCCUGAAAGUGCAGGAGGAGAUUUGGCAGCUCUUCGUAGUUUAUCUGCGUUGGGGUUGCUUAUGAAUAUGAACAGUCGGGCUGGUGCAAAUCCACCAGGUAGUUUGCCCUCACAACCAAAUUUGGUCUCAAACCACCAGUCGAGCCUUUCUGAACCCCCCAAUACGAGUGGUGCAUGUGUAAACCCAGUACAUACAGGUGGAUCCACUGACAUAGUUUGUUUAUCGGAUGAUGACUAACCAGUUACAAGAUUUGGGUUCGCAAUUUUUUUAACAUCGUUUUACAAUGUGUCAUUGCUGCUCUGAGUUAUGGAGUGGGGUUGUGACAUGGCCUAGGGAGAAGCAGCAGUUGUAAUGCUCUCCUUGCUGUUAGGACUUUCUAGGUGUAUAUUAUUAGAUGUCUUAUGUUCUAACUAUUGUAAUGUAAAUUCAAAUUCUUUUGUUCAUACUCGUAUGUUUUGCCA